AUGGUAGCUUACGUUUUGCGGAAGGACGGCGAGGACGACAGCUGGGAGUCUCUUGUGCCGUACGUUAAGAAGUGUAAGUCUUUUGUGAACAACACAAGAACGAGGAAUGAGGAAACAAAUGCUCCACUAGAGCUCAUCUCAAACCGGCACCUCAAUCGCCACCUCACUUCUCUACCGCAUCCUCUCUACCUCCCACACAAUAACCUCACUCUCAGUCGCAUUACCGCUAGCAAGGCGAUCACACCGCUCCAGUAA
Molecule: messenger RNA, 255 nt
Organism: Bipolaris victoriae FI3
Lineage: Eukaryota; Fungi; Ascomycota; Dothideomycetes; Pleosporales; Pleosporaceae
Exons: 1
Coding region: 1-255 (84 amino acids)
Source: RefSeq, a predicted model, not a curated record